This is a messenger RNA of Fulvia fulva, 1032 nucleotides long. Its product is annotated as Meiotic recombination protein rec14. Lineage: Eukaryota; Fungi; Ascomycota; Dothideomycetes; Mycosphaerellales; Mycosphaerellaceae. The record is from RefSeq and is a predicted model, not a curated record. Gene Ontology annotation, molecular function: protein binding. Gene Ontology annotation, cellular component: Cdc73/Paf1 complex. The transcript is spliced from 2 exons. The coding region runs from base 1 to 1032 and encodes 343 amino acids.
AUGAAUGCCGGAGCACUUUACUCAGUAGCACAGACAACGAUGUCGAAGCAGUAUUUGCAGACACUCACGAUCCCCGACGCGCACCCCACCGAUAUCUUCUCGCUCGCAGUGACACCGUCCCACCUGCUCACAGCAUCCGGCGCUUCGAGCAUCAAAAUCUACAGCACGAGAGGGCAAACGAUACACACCGAAAGCGCCGAAGAUGAGAACCCAUACCCGCUAGUGCAAACGCUCGAGAAAGUGCAUCAUCUCGGUUGUCACCACAUCUCCACCAGUCUAGAUGGCAAGAUUGCAGCCAGCGUCGGGUUCGGCGGAGAAGUCAAGGUGUGGGAGUGCUCGGAAGACGACGAGUGGAAAGCGAAAGGUGUGAUUAUAUCACCAGAAAAGAACGCAGGCGAACACUGGGCAGCGGCGUUGAACGAGUCGGGACAAUACCUCGCCAUCACCACAUCAGAUGGCCGAGUCAACGUGUACGACACCAACAGCAUCCCAGACGACGGCACGGCACAAAAGAUUGCAGAAUAUCAGACGAAAGGCUCUUUCGGCAUGAGCGUAGACAUCUCACCCAAUGGCGAAAUGACAGCUUCAGGCCACCAAAACGGCACCAUCCACAUCUUCAACAACAGCACUCGCCGACUCGCACACUCCCUCUCCGGCCUGAUCAAGCCAGUGCGUGCCGUCAAGUUCAGCCCAGCCAAUCGAUAUCUGGCUGCUGCUGGAGAUGCACGUAUCAUCGCGCUAUACGACACACAAAGUGGCGAGCAGGUUGCCAAUAUGACAGGACACAGCUCGUGGAUCAUGAGUCUGGACUGGAAUUGGAGUGGAGAGUACCUGCUCAGCGGCAGCUACGAUGGCAAGGCGAAGAUCUGGAGUAUGGAGAGAAGAGAGUGCGUCGCUACACAGACUGAGAGCGAGAAGUGCUUGUGGAGCGUGAAGUGGCUGUGGCACUCGCCGACUGCACGCAACGACAUCUUUGCGACCGCUGGUGCUGCAAAGACGUUGGCUUUCUACCGGGAGGCCAGUGGCACGUGA